AUGUCAUCCAAUUGCCAUGUGACCACAUUACAGCUGGACUCAGUGAGCCAGGCAGAAUGCCCCUCUGUUCACCUGCUGCCCUGUGAGAUAGAGCAUGACGGGCCUGCAGAGGUGUCCCAGUUCUUCACAGCCACCAUCAAAGACCAAAAACAUGAGAAAACGGUGUCAUUCAGGGGUCGUGGGUUAAAAGGUCAGGAGGUCAGCUGUCCACAGGGCUACACAGGCCUGGUGCUGAGAGAGGUCAACAAAUCAGGCUCUGACCAGGAGGACAGGACUGUGAAGGUGUCCUCAGUGUUCCAUAAAGUCACCUACUGGAACCUCGAGACUUCGCCCAACUCUGAUGACGGCAUCGUCAUGGCAAUGGCCUGGCCGGAUCUGGCAGAAGCGGUGUGUGUGUAA
This is a messenger RNA of Oncorhynchus kisutch (coho salmon), 399 nucleotides long. RefSeq names its product ribonuclease H2, subunit C (gene rnaseh2c). The coding region runs from base 1 to 399 and encodes 132 amino acids. Gene Ontology annotation, biological process: RNA catabolic process. The record is from RefSeq and is a predicted model, not a curated record. Gene Ontology annotation, cellular component: ribonuclease H2 complex. The transcript is spliced from 3 exons. Lineage: Eukaryota; Metazoa; Chordata; Actinopteri; Salmoniformes; Salmonidae.